AGGGAGGACAGUGUGAAGUGCCCUUAGUGACGCAGCUGUCAUUCGAGCACACAAAACCCACAAAUCCUUGCCCCUUCUCAUAUACAGCAAAUCAGAGUUUGCAACUGUCGGAUCCCCCACCCUCUUACUUUCUCUCUCCACCCAAUAUUUCUUUCUUAUACUCUCUCUCUUCAAAUCGACAUCUAUCUGUCAACUAUCAUCACCACCACCAUUACAGCCGCCUCCACUCCUUUGCAGUCGUGUCUUGAGAAACGGAUGGAGGUGGAGUCGACAUCCACGAGGAGACGAGGGAUCAGUUAAGAAGUUUGUUUUUGUAAGUAAAAUUGCAUUGGACAUGCCAUAAUGGCUCAUCAGCAUUAUCGAUCGCCGUUUGGGGACACGACGUUGACUAAGGUUUUCGUCGGAGGGCUGGCGUGGGAGACUCCAACUGAUGUAAUGCGGGGUUAUUUCGAGCAGUUUGGUGAGAUUCUUGAGGCUGUGAUCAUCAACGAUAAGACCACCGGAAAGUCUAAGGGAUAUGGAUUCGUGACAUUUCGUGAUCCUGAAUCCGCCAAGAGGGCUUGCGCUGAUCCCAACCCUGUGAUUGACGGAAGAAGAGCCAAUUGCAACAUUGCCUCCUUGGGACGGCCUCGACCGUCUCCACCCAGAGGAAGAAAUCAGGUGGGGAGUCUAUAUCAAGGAGGUGGAUCGUCGUCGUUCCCGUCUCUACCUCCACCGCCUCCACCGCCACUGCCGCCUCCGCCUCCGGUGAUGUAUCCGCCGUAUGGGUACGCGACUUACCCUCCUGAUUAUGGUUACCAGCAGACAAUGUACAACCCACAAGUGCAGCAAGCACAGUACUACAAUCAAGUGUAUGGAGCUUCAUCUUCAACCAUGGGAGCACCGUAUUACUAUGGGUACUCGGUACAGGCACCCAGAGGAACAUUUCCCAUACCCCCGGCGCAACGUUUUCAAGGACCCUCUUACGUUUACUAUCCUACGCAGGUGGAGGCCUCUUCUCCCACCUAUCCUCCUCCCCUCCCUCUACUCCAACCAAGAAGGCUUACCUUCCCACCCUCCACCGAUUCAGGUGGUGUUGCUGCACAAACGUCGACAGAAAGAGAAGCAGGAGCUGGUCCAGCAGCUUCCACGAGUCCUACUGCUUAAGACACACACGGUCUGGGGGACCAAAUUCAAAGUUGUUCAUUAAUCAUGUACAAUCCAUAUAAUUCUUCAUGUAACCAUUCAUUUUUAUUUUUAUUUUUAUUUUUGGGUCCAUGAUCAUUUAUAUUAACGAAAAUUUCUUGUACUGACCCACCCGUAUUCAGGGGAAACAAACUGUCCCCUACCCCCAAACUAAUAACAUGGAUAUGUAUUUAGCUUC
Molecule: messenger RNA, 1363 nt
Organism: Sesamum indicum (sesame)
Lineage: Eukaryota; Viridiplantae; Streptophyta; Magnoliopsida; Lamiales; Pedaliaceae
Product: RNA-binding (RRM/RBD/RNP motifs) family protein
Molecular function (GO): RNA binding
Source: RefSeq, a predicted model, not a curated record